AUGGGUUCCCCCGUUGAUACCUCCUUAUUCACCUUUCAUCAUGGUGAUGUACAUAUUUUUGUGUUGAUAGAUGUUGAUAAUCUCCUCAUCACCGGCUCAUGCUCUACAUCUAUACAACAUCUCGUUACUCAGCUUAAGCAAGAAUUUGCUUUGAAAGCUCUUGGUGAGCUUGGCUACUUCUUGGGAGUCGAAGCCUCAAGGGAUACUCAGGGACUUCAUUUAUGUCAAAGUAAAUAUAUACUUAAUAUUCUUUAUCGCUUCAGGAUGGUUGGUGUGAAGCCCUACCCAGCUCCAUAUGUCUCAGGAGGAAAAUUAUCUACAAUAGACAAUGAGCCCGUUGAGGAUAUUAAUGGUUACAGGCAAUUGUCAGCCAAAAGAGUCUUGCGCUAUCUCAAGGGUACUAUAGAUCAUGGCCUAUAUUUCUACAAAGGUUCCCUAAAACUUCAUGCCUACUGUGAUUCUGACUGGGUGGGAGAUCCUAGCGACAGACGAUCAACUGCUGGCUACGGAAUAUUUUUGGGUCCGUGUUUGAUAUCAUGGUGUGCAAAGAAGCAAGGUGUGGUUUCUCGCUCCAGUACUGAAUCUCAAUACAGGGCUUUGGCUAUGGUUGUUGCGGAACUCUAUUAG
Molecule: messenger RNA, 627 nt
Organism: Olea europaea var. sylvestris
Lineage: Eukaryota; Viridiplantae; Streptophyta; Magnoliopsida; Lamiales; Oleaceae
Exons: 2
Coding region: 1-627 (208 amino acids)
Source: RefSeq, a predicted model, not a curated record